AUGGAGUUCUCUCGAACCAACGCCCUGUUCGAAGAAUUCCUCUGCGAAAAAUAUCCGACCCUCGGAACAGAAUGGACAGAAUAUAAGUCUCAACACGCCGCGAGCUCUUCCGCGGUCUCCGUCGCCCCCGCUGCUCCCGCAUCUACUAAUAACGCGCGCAAAGCCCCCGCGUCGUCCACCGCGGCCUCCGUUGCACGUGCAGGAUCGUCCGUGGCCUCCGUUGCACGUGCAGGAUCGUCCGCGGCCUCCGUUGCACGUGCAGGAUCGUCCGCGGCCUCCGUUGCACGUGCAGGAUCGUCCGCGGCCUCCGUUGCACGUGCAGGAUCGUCCGCGGCCUCCGCUGCACGUGCAGGAUCGUCCGCGAUCUCCGUUGCACCUGCAGGAUCGUCCGCGGCCUCCGUUGCACGUGCAGGAUCGUCCGCGGUCUCCGUUGCACCUGCAGGAUCGUCCGCGGUCUCCGUCGCCCCCGCUGCUCCCGCAUCUACUAAUAACGCGCGCAAAGCCCCCGCGUCGUCCACCGCGGCCUCCGUUGCACGUGCAGGAUCGUCCGCGGCAUCGGUCGCGCCCGCCGUUCCUGUGUCAUUGAUACUCGCCCGGAAAAAUUCUGCGUCGUCCACCGCAGCUUACGUGCCUCCUAAAGCACCUGCACCUGUUCGCAGGUCGCCCGCGCCUGCCUCUUCGUCCUCAUCUGACUCUGACACGGACAUGGAGGUCGAUCCCUGCCCCGCGCCCUCAUCAGAUGGCUUCACCCUUGUCCAAAAGGGAAAAAAGCGCGCUGUGGAGUCCCGAGCUCCCGCAGCUACCAAAAUUAGUAAAGCCGCGAACACGUCACUCCGUCUCCCCAUCCCACACCGUCGCCGCAUCCAGAAGAACAACAUAGAAAACAAAACCCUCCCCCGGUAA
This is a messenger RNA of Bombyx mori (domestic silkworm), 903 nucleotides long. RefSeq names its product mucin-1-like. Bases 1 to 903 code for a protein of 300 amino acids. The transcript has a single exon. The record is from RefSeq and is a predicted model, not a curated record. NCBI's taxonomy places the organism in Eukaryota, Metazoa, Arthropoda, Insecta, Lepidoptera, Bombycidae.